AUGAUGGGUAAUGAUAAUGUGGACGAAGUGUCGGAAUGGUGGAAUACAACUCUCAACGAGAGAGCCUUGGUGGCAUCCAAUUGUCAAAUCCAUCGUGACAUCAGGACCAGUCUACUUUUAUUCGACUUAUUUCAUGUAAACGUAAACUGGUUCUCAUUUUAUGUUCCACGUCAUGUGGCUUUCGUUAUGGAUGGAAAUCGACGAUUUGCCAAAACUCACCAACUUGGUCACGUCAUUCACGGCCAUGAAAAAGGAUUCCAUCAACUUGCAAAGAUUUUGGAAUGGUGUCAUGAAUUGGGUGUACGGGAGGUGACUGUCUACGCGUUUAGUAUCGAAAACUUCAAACGUAGCACAGAAGAGGUGGACGGUCUGAUGAGGCUUGCCGAGGAGAAAUUUGCGAAGCUCUUGGCUGAGAAGGAUAAACUCGUGGAGAAGAGAAUAUCAUUCCGAUUCUUUGGUAAUAUCGCUAUGUUGCCCCCAAAAUUACGUAAAUAUAUAGCACAGAUCCAGCUUUUGACAAAGGAUUAUGACAGCGGAGUGGUGAACGUAUGCAUGCCGUAUACUUCGAGAGAUGAAAUUGCGCGUGCUUUCGAGAUUAUCAGGAAAGGAAGGGAGAAGGGACUCAUUGGUGAGAAUCAGAUAUCUGAAUGGCUGGUUUCCCGUUGCUUGGAUAGUAGACAUGGUACUGAACCCAACCUGCUUAUUCGUACGAGUGGAGAGAAAAGAUUGAGUGAUUUCCUUCUUUGGCAGUGCUCUUCUUGUCAUAUAUACUUCGAUGAUGUCCUCUGGCCAGAGUUCAGCUUCUGGAAUCUUUGUAAGGCGAUCCUUUCCUAUCAAUAUCAUAUCAGCUCCGUACAGGAGAUCCGAAAAUGUCAGAAGGCAGCGGACCCUUCUGAAGAAGAAAUUCUCACCCUGCAGCCUUUCCUUGAAUACGUUGAUGCUGCUCAAGAAGAAUUGUUACAUGAGUUUGCAGCGUAUACAGAAUAG
Molecule: messenger RNA, 987 nt
Organism: Cooperia oncophora
Lineage: Eukaryota; Metazoa; Nematoda; Chromadorea; Rhabditida; Trichostrongylidae
Source: the annotation of a GenBank genome assembly